Drosophila ananassae is the source of this 3715-nucleotide messenger RNA. Its product is annotated as dentin sialophosphoprotein. The transcript is spliced from 8 exons. Bases 1955 to 3715 code for a protein of 586 amino acids. The record is from RefSeq and is a predicted model, not a curated record. Lineage: Eukaryota; Metazoa; Arthropoda; Insecta; Diptera; Drosophilidae.
UCAUGUCCCCUAACCAGCUUAAAUGUGUCAAGUCAUUAGAAAUGGCUCGUUGCCACCAAAAAUUCAAAAAAUGGAGUCCAUUCUUAGAUUAUUACAUUUCUGCAAGCUUUGUAAACAAAAGGCAGGUCAAUGAUUUUUAAUUUUUUUAAGCGGUUUCUCAUUUUUAUUCGAAAUCCUUAGUUAUCCUACAAUACAGAAAACAUGAAAUCUUUUAUACUUUUAAGAAAAAUUAAGGAAACAAACGUAAAGAAAUUUGUUUGUUUUCUUUUAUUGAAAUUCAGUUAGAGGGACCGUUGUUUAAACGACAAUUUUGUUGGUGGUAUUUUGUCUCGAUGUAGAAUUGUUGCAUUUUUUCUGUAGGUAAUUGCCAAGUCAUUGCGAUUCAUUUGAUUAAUUGAUCUUAGUUACAAUUCCAAUCAUUAUUGAAACUGGGUAGCCCUUAAUUUUGUUAAUAACCCAAAUUGUUGACCCAUUUGAAGCCUCUUAGUGUUACCAGACUGAUCGGAUUUGGUGGCGAUAGGCCGGGAAAAACUAUCGAAAACUGUUAUUCGCUGUGUCUAUGGAGGCUGUUAAUUAUCGAUAGCUGGAAAUGCCCUGGUUUUCAGUCAGUAAAGUCUAUGGUUUGGUUGGAAAUUGCUCGAAAAAGUGUGACCGUUGAUGUUAAACUAUCGCAUCGCAGUGCGAUAGUAGAUAUCGAUAUAUCGACAUGAAUGUUUUCGUCAUCCCUAGAAUCGAAUACGAAUACGAGUAGGUUGGUAUGGUUAAGGUUGGUUUUUGUUGCGCUCGCGUGAAGACGUAUUACCGUGUGUGCUCCGACUUGUGCUCUCAGAAUUUAUUUUUGGUCAUUCUUAUUUUUUUUUUUUUGCCCCUGAAGAAUCAAAAACCCCAACAACAACAAAAACAAAAUUUGUCAAAGGAUCAAACGACAAACUAAUAUAAAAAUAAAAAAACCAAAUCAACUAUAUAGUUGUCUUUGAACAUUAAAAGUGAAAAUUCGAAAACAAAAAAAAACUCGAAAAUCAAUUCCAAGAGAGAAGGAGAGAGAGAGAGCGGCGAAAAUCCUAAUCAGCGAAUUCGGCAGCGGAGCGCAAGUGCAAGCGAGACGGCAGCAGAGCUCCGCUGCAAGGCAAGCCGACCGUUAGUGUGAAAGGGAUAGGGCCGUUUAACAGCGAACAUCAGCUGGGGAGCGUGAAAAAGUCGCCGCUAUCACUGUCGCCUGGCCACAAGCUACAAAAGAGAGCUGCAAAGAGAGAGAGAGAGAGAGAGAGAACAAGAUAGAGAGCGUGAGCCACAAAAGAGCAACGGGAGAUACAAAACUAGCACCACAUUACGACGCGACCUACUGAAAAAAAGCUUCCCUGCAGUACCAAAAAAUCACUAAGGAAAAUAUUCCUCAACGAUAGAGAGGGACACACUGAGAAAAGAGUGAGAUGCAACGUCUUUAAAAACAAUAGAAAAUGCAAAGACAGUCGAUGAGAGAAAAAAAUUCUCUCAGCAAAACUGCUACAAAGGAACAACCAACUACAAGCUAAUAAAACCAGGAGAAAGAACGGAAGACUAGAAAAUAAUCAUAACGCGUAAUAUAGAUUAUCAUUAAAAAUUUAAAAACAAAAACCAACACACACACACACAACACACACACAUAGACACCUUAAAUACUAAAUACUAAUGCUAAUUUAAAGAAAAAAAAAAGUAUUUUUGGUGUAAAAAAAAAAAACAAAAAAAAGAACGCUAAGCGAAAAGAACAUAAUUGUAAAAAAAAAAAGAUUAAAAAAAAACCUAACGAAAAAUUCACUUUUAGCCUUAUAUACAACAAAUAACGAUCCCUAGUAUUAAGUAUUAGUCCUUAAAUAAGAAGCAGAAGAAGAUAGAGAGGGAGAGAGAGAUAAAGAGAGAGAGAGAGAGAGAGCAGAUCAAGAAAGCAAGAAUUAUUGAAUUAUUGAGAUAGAGGGCCAUGGCCGAUCUCAGAAAACGCGGGAAAAAUCAACGAACCACCAAGCAGCAGCGUCGUAUCUUGGAAGAGGUCACCCACAAUAGCGCCAAUUCCCACGCCACUGACGCCACCGACGCCACCGACGCCUCUGACACCUCUGACUCUCCAGAAGUCAAGGAUCAAGUCCAGCAUCGAUCAUCCAUCGGUUUCGGGGAGCUACUCCACGAGAUCAGAGAUCACCACAACUCGAUAGUUGGCCAGGAGCACCAGGAGCAGGAGGAGCACACUGAGGCUCGCCAAGGACAACGUAAUGUGGAGGACGAGACAGCAACAGAAGAGCAGAAACAAAAAGCUGUCGGUGCACUUAGUCUGAUAACAAAUAGCUUUGAUGUCCAGGACUUUGGCAGCUUGGUAGCUCAUCCCGUUGAUAGCACUGUCAGCGGCAUCACCAGCACCAGCACCAGCACAGGCGAUCCGGAUAAUCCAUACAACCAGGAUCCGAUCUUGUAUAGAGUUGUCCGCACGGAGCUCUUUCGUCAGGCCAUCGAAGACGAGGAGCAGCUAGAUCAACUGGAAGACGGAGACGACGACGAGGAGGAGGACAAGGAGUCAGUUAAAGAGCCAGAAGAGCAGCCUUGUGGGAGUCGCACUUUGGAAGCCGACUUGCAACCUUCCACUUCGAGGCAGGGCAGGGAGAACGUGCCACCAAAACGAGCCAGAGGACGCAAAAGAGUCAAGGCAUUAGUGCACUACAGUCCACUCUCAGAGGACAACGAGAAGCCUCCCAAAAAGCGAGCCCGUCGGGAGAAGAAAAAACCAACUAAGAAGCGCAAAACUUCACACUCGACUAGGCGCAGGACCUUCGCGAGCAACAAUUACUCCACGGAGGACGACGAGGACCAGGGUAACGACGAGUACUCCUCUUCAAGCCCACCCUCCCGGAAGGACAAGCGCGAGGAUCCCGACAACGACCAAGGAGGUCGAAAGAUAUCAGGAAGGGAUUACGACGAAGGUCCUAGUACAUCCGGUGCCAGAAAGGGGCGAUCGCGAGGUAGAUCCUCUUCCCACAAAAACAAGAAGAACCGAAAGAGAUCCGCCGGACCACUCGACGAGGAGGAGUAUCCCUUCUACUACUAUUCCAAGAGCUUUCAAAAUUUUAUGCUAUCGCGCCAGUCGCCGAAUCAUCCCGCCAAGGAAUCUCCCAAAGACCGCCAACACGUGGAGGAGUCCAACAAGGAGAACAAUCGAGCUGCUAGUAAUCAGGAAUUGAUUGAAUCUCCCCAUGUCCAAGUCAGGGAUAUAGAUUUGGUUCUCAGGGUCAUCGAUCUAACUGGCAGUAGUCCGGAAUCAAAUCCGAUUGGAGGGGAAUCUGUGAGAGAGCGGGAAUCGGAGCCAGAGUCAGAGCCAGUUCCAGAGCCAGAGUCAGAGCCAGAGCCAGAGCCAGAGUUCGAGGAGAAGGCGGAAGAAAGGUCAUCGCCCAGUUAUAUGAGCGAUUGCGAUGAUUCGUGCUGCCAAUCUGAAGCCAAGUCUGAUGUAGAGAGCCAUCGCAGAUGUUCUGAAACCAGGACGACUUCCAACGCAUCAGAUACUCUUCAAAUUGACUUGACAUCUCCGGAGAGAAGCUAUCAAGAUUUGGAAGAAUCAGUCAUUGAAAUAGAUCUGUCUUCUGAAGAGUUAGAUGAACUAGAAGUUGAGCCCAAAGAUUCUGAACCAAAAACACCAGAUUCUCCAAAGUGGACGAAUCGGAGAAAGAAUCCAAGAAACAGAAGAAGAUCCGUUUAG